This is a messenger RNA of Penicillium manginii, 1233 nucleotides long. RefSeq lists its product as uncharacterized. The transcript has a single exon. Lineage: Eukaryota; Fungi; Ascomycota; Eurotiomycetes; Eurotiales; Aspergillaceae. The coding region runs from base 1 to 1233 and encodes 410 amino acids. Gene Ontology annotation, molecular function: gamma-glutamylcyclotransferase activity. The record is from RefSeq and is a predicted model, not a curated record.
AUGGUUCGAGAUAUCACCCCCCAUAUUUCCCAUGAAGAGACGGACUCGCCUGUUCAGUACCGGUUCAAUGCUAUGGAGCCUCUGAACCAGUUGCAAAACCUUCCCCCCGUGGUCUUUCCUCAAUCUGCAGAGAUCGAUUCCAAUAUUCCUCCAACCACCUCCAAACAGCGUCGUCGCGCUUCCAGUCUGGAUGGAUCGCUCGAUCGCGAUGAACACUUGUGUGAGAAAAUCGCCAAAAAUCUCCAAAAAGGGCAAUCUCUGAGGACGGGGACAGAAGGAACAAAAGAGUCGGUCUUCUACCUGGCCUACGGAUCCAACCUAGCGGCCAAAACCUUUCUCGGCAAGCGUGGCAUUAAACCGCUCUCGCAAAUAAUCGUUCUUGUACCGAGCCUGCGGUUAUUGUUUAAUCUCCCGGGUGUUCCGUACGCUGAACCCUGUUUCGCAGCCACACAAUUCCGGGAUCCCGACUCUUUGCAAGAUCAAGAAGAUGACUCCGAAUAUGACUCAGUGUCCAGUGUGGACGGAGAAUACCUGCCAGAAAAGACACCGCUUGUACGUGAAACGAGAGAGCUUCCAACGGGCUCUCACGCCCAUCGCUGGAAUAAACCACUAGUCGGAGUGGUUUACGAGGUAACUCUAUCCGACUACGCAAAAAUCAUUGCUACGGAGGGAGGCGGCGGCGGUUACCGGGAUAUCGUGGUGGAUUGUCACGCUUUCCCCGAUGACUACAGGUCUACCGACCCCGUACCUAGUCAUCCAGAAACUCCUUCUUUCAAAGCGCAUACUCUCCUCUCGCCCCAAAACGAGGAGGAUGAGAGCGGCAGUGCGCUAGUGCCACCAGCCUCGUGCUCCAAGCCCUCGCUAUUAACAAUCGGCCGACAUAUGCGUCCCAAUCUUAAUCACGCUCAGCCUUCUGCUCGCUACCUCGAUCUAAUCACCACGGGUGCGAGGGAACAUAAUCUUCCAGUAUCUUAUCAAGAAUAUCUUGCCGGGUUCCAUUCUUAUCAGAUUACAACGUUCCGACAAAAGGUCGGGAAAGUGCUUAUCCUGCUCUUGUUCGGCCCCAUUAUUCUCGCUCUCUUCGCGCUCUGCAAGAAGCUUGCGGGUCCUGAUGGCCGCAGUCCGUCGUGGCUGCUGUCUUUGUUGAAUUUGGUAUUUGCGACUAUGUGGAAGAGUUAUGAUUAUUUUUUCAAGAAUGUGUUUGGAGAUGGCGAGCGGACACUGGAUAGUUGA